Mytilus californianus (California mussel) is the source of this 3452-nucleotide messenger RNA. RefSeq names its product toll-like receptor 13. Gene Ontology annotation, biological process: immune response; inflammatory response; toll-like receptor signaling pathway. Gene Ontology annotation, molecular function: transmembrane signaling receptor activity; protein binding. The record is from RefSeq and is a predicted model, not a curated record. Gene Ontology annotation, cellular component: membrane. NCBI's taxonomy places the organism in Eukaryota, Metazoa, Mollusca, Bivalvia, Mytilida, Mytilidae. The transcript has 2 exons. The coding region runs from base 64 to 2211 and encodes 715 amino acids.
UUUAACAGAUAAAAAGAGGAACGUUAUAUUAAGAACCAACCAUUGUUAUGAGAACACGUGAACAUGAGGCAAAUUCAUUUGAUGUGUUUGUUUGGAUCAGUUCUGCAGACAGUGAAUACACGAAUUCACAAAACAGAAAACUUUUGUUUCAAACCGCACUGUACGUGUAACAAGAAACAGCAAAGUGCGAUUUGUACAGGACUCGAUUAUGUUCCACACGUCCCAAAAUUUGUUAAAAAAUUAGAAUUAAGCCAUAACAAUUUCAGUGAUGUCAAUAUUUCUAGAUGGUUUUUAUCAAAUAUUACUAAAAAUGAUAUCCAAGAAUUCCAAUUGAUCGGAAAUUCUAUAAAAGAUGUUGAAAAUGACGUCUUUGUGGAUUUUGUUUCUUUAAAAUCACUGACAAUUUCAGAUGAAAAACAGUUGAAUGUUACUAGUUUGUGUAGUGCAUUGGUCUUCGUAAAUACAACACAUCUCAAGCGAAUUCAUUUGUUUAGCAACUAUUGGAAAGAUAUUCCCUUUAAUAUUUUUAAGGCAAACAGCCUACGACAAUUGACUUCCAUAUCGCUUGAAGAAAAUCAGCUGGCUACAUUCGUGUUUUCUAAUUGGUAUACUGAAUUAAAAAACCUAAAAACGAUCAACCUAUCAGAAAAUAAUAUCAUAUAUUUAAUUCUUGAGGAUAAUGUGAAAUUAUUGGUUGAAAAACUUGAUCUCUCAAGGAAUGAUUUCGUUCGCAUUCCAACUUUUUGUGAUCCAAUGAACAAAAGCAAAGUUCCGAAGCUUCGAAAUCUGAUUUUGAACGGCAAUGCUAUACGUUAUUUAUAUCCAAAAUGUUUCAGCUGUAUGCCAUCAUUGCAGAACAUAAGUCUACAUGCCAAUAGGUUAAUGGUUUUAAGGAAUAAUACCUUUUCAGAACUACCUCAAUUAAAACAUGUUUUCUUUCAACUUAAUUAUCAGCUGAAAUCAAUAGAGCCUACAGCUUUCAACAGCACGUCGUUGAUCAGUAUACAUUUUGGAUACAACAAUUUCCGAUUCGACAAGACUAAUAACAAUAAUUCUAGGUUUAAUGCAGAACAAAUAUUUAAACACUCGCCGUCAUUACAAUUUUUAGAUUUAACGAAUAACUAUCUUCCGUCUGACAAGAAUACACUGGGUCUGAUGUUUGGUCAUUUGGAUGAGUUGAAAUAUUUGAUUCUACAAUCGGUCGGUUUAAAAGAACUUCAUCCUACCUUUUUUAGAAAUUUGACAUCCUUAGAGAAAAUAAUUCUUCAAGGAAAUUAUAUAAAUUCUUGGCCGACAGAAACUUUUGAUAAUAUGCGCAGCAUAAAGUAUAUAAACUUCAGAAGUAAUUUGAUACAUGCACUGAACAAAUCAUCUUUAUCUAAAAACAUUUUGCACCAACUAGAAAAAUUGGACCUUGCAAAGAAUCCAUUUACUUGUACAUGUGACCUCAUGUGGUUUCGAAACUGGGUUCGAACAACAAAAGUAAACUUGUCUUUAGAUUUUCCACGAGGGUACAUAUGUAAUUUUCCUGCUGAAAUGCGAGGUCGUUUAGUUAUUAAAUACAACCCAACGCCAGAGAGUUGCGAACCAACUAAUCCGAUUAUAGUAAUCGCAAUAAUUUUGUCUUCAUUUGCAAUGACGGUAAUAAUUGUAAUAUUAGUAGCUUACAAAUGUCACACCUAUAUAAAGAACUAUUGCUAUAUUAUGAGACUGCAUCGACUUCGUAAACAGGGAUAUUUACGUCUAAACAAUAGUGAUGAUUUUGAAUUCCAUGCAUUUGUAGUGUACUGCGAUGCUGAUAGGGAAUGGGUUCAUAAUGAGUUCAUCAAACGACUGGAAAAUGAACAAAUUAAGUUAUGUGUUCAUCAUCGUGAAUUUGAUCUAGGUGUCCCAAUUACAGAAAAUAUAGACAAGUAUAUGAACAAAUCGUGGAAAGUUGUGAUCAUAAUGAGUAAUGAUUUUGCUAGAAGCGAUUGGUGCCAAUGGGAAUGUGAUUAUGUUCAAGAAAGAAGACGUCGGCAAGGAAAAGAUGCAUGUGUUCUAAUCAUGCUGAAGGCGAUUGAUGCAUAUCAUAUGACCAGUGGUAUAAGGUCCUUGUUACAUACAACACCGUACCUACGCUAUAAGAAAGGCAUAGGGGAAGCCUUGUUUUGGCAGGCAGUGUUAAAUACUCUUAGAAGACCACUAAGUGUUCCACCCAUGGCCAUCUAAAAUGUAUAUGGAAAAUGUGAGGACUCAAUUUUCCUAUUAUGUUGGUGAUUGCCAUUUCCUUGAAUGUGAUGUUCCGUUGACUCCUUAAAGCAGUGUACAUUUUCUAAAUUAUUCAAUAUUCGGAUGUUUGCAGUGACUUGUCAGAUUUCAAUGAACGUAAUAUUGUUUUUUGUAAAACAGUUUAUCCAGGGAAAAUUGUAUCAUAAAUUGCUCAAAACGUUUACUAGAUUUUUAAACAAAUGUAGGGUUUUAUGGUUAAAGUAUGAUUUCACAAUGUUCAGGAUGUUAAUAGAAUUUGAUAGAAGUAUUAAAAAGUAGAAUUCCACAAAUAGUAAAAUACGGUUGACAGCAAGCUUUGCAACUAAUUUUUAAGUUCGUGUUUUUCACAUAAUUAUUUAAUUGAUACAGUUUAUAAUUAUACUGUUGUCAUUCAGUAUUGAGUCUGGUAUUUUGUAGGCUAAAUACCAACUCAUUGAUUUUUUUUACAGUUUAAAAUAAAACUACAAUGUUUCAUUUAAAUUUAACAUUUGAAUUCGGGAAAAAAUAAUUGUUGGCAUUGAAUAAGAUUCUGUCAACCAUCACGAGUACUGUUUACGAAAUUUCGGUAUGAAAUAAACCCCGAGGCGCAGCUUAACGGAUAUUACGGUGUAGGUGUCAGACCACCAAUUCACUCACUGCGAUUAAGAACAUAGAACUAGCAAUACUCUGACAAAAAAUAGUGCUUUUGGUGUCAUUGUUUGUGUGAACUAACUAACAAAUUUGCAAAAUGAAAAUUUUGGUGAAAAGAAUAUAUUUAGACAAUUUUAAACCAAAAUUUACUCGGCUAUGAUUUUGCACUAAAAAUUGAGAACUAAUGCAAUUCAUAGUGUACUUAUUAAACAUGUUAAAGAUUUCCAUGAAACCAGGGAUUAUUUUAGUAGUAGUUGUACUCAUAACGGUUGUUUUUUACUACAAGACUUUAAACAUUAGUUGCUAUAGUAAGGCAAUACAUGUACAAUUUAGAAUAUACCUGAUUUCUAUGAGGUUAAACUUACUAUAAAGGUAAAAUAUUAGAAAGCUUUGAAAAUUGAAGAAACAAUAAGCAUGUUUCCGAAACUAUGAGCAUUCUUUGAUAUAUAUGCUAUUAUUUAUUGAUUUUGUGUUUAUACUUUGUGUUUUAUUGUCUGUUAUACCGGUAUCGUAUAGAUAAAGAGCAAAGUUUGUUUCCUGUAUUGAUUUUCAUUAUAAUUGUAUAACAUUUA